CACCUACUGGUCAUGUUUGUUACUGCAUAAUGGGGGGUGGGGGUCGCAGCAUAGACUUCCGGGUCAGUGUUACAGCGAUGGAACCCGUCGGGAUGAGCAAUAUGCUACAAUUCAUGAAACUUAUAGGGCAGUUAAAGCGUGUCCCGCGGACAGGCUGGGUGUAUAAGAGCAUCCAGAAGCCCGAGAGUGUGUCCGAUCACAUGUACAGGAUGUCCAUGAUGGCUCUAACAAUCACCGACAGCACCAUCAACAAGGACAGGUGCAUAAAACUGGCUUUGGUCCAUGACAUGGCCGAGUGCAUUGUGGGUGAUAUCGCACCAGCAGAUAACGUCAGCAAGGCAGAGAAGCACAGAAGAGAGGAGGAAGCGAUGAAGCACCUAACUGGACUGCUUGGGGAUGAUCAGCGGAAAGAGAUUUAUGGGCUGUGGGAAGAGUACGAGCAUCAGUCGAGCCCCGAGGCCAAGCUGGUGAAGGAGCUGGAUCAGCUGGAGAUGAUCCUGCAGGCCUUCGAGUACGAGGAGCUGGAGAAGAAACCUGGGAAGCUGCAGGAGUUUUUUGAUUCCACAAAAGGGAAGUUCAGCCACCCAGAAGUCCUUCAGCUGGUCAGGAGUUUGAAUGAAGAGCGAACUGGUCACAUGGCAGCGGUGGGAGGGACCUCUCGCAAAGACUCUGAGCACUGAUAGCCAAUCACCCAGCGGCGUAUCUUGAUACCAUGUGACCUCUAACCCCUUAUUUAUAAUCAAGGGCAGCAGAGACUCACUUGAUUCGCUCAGAAGCAUAGCUUUGAUCACCAGGAAGAUGGCAUCCUUGUCCCUUAUUUAUAAAAUACUGUGUAUUUGUUCUGGAGAUAAAAGUUGCCAGCCGGCCUGUUAUCAAGA
Paramormyrops kingsleyae is the source of this 878-nucleotide messenger RNA. It is a transcript of the gene hddc2, whose product is annotated as HD domain containing 2. The record is from RefSeq and is a predicted model, not a curated record. Gene Ontology annotation, molecular function: 5'-deoxynucleotidase activity. NCBI's taxonomy places the organism in Eukaryota, Metazoa, Chordata, Actinopteri, Osteoglossiformes, Mormyridae. Gene Ontology annotation, cellular component: cytoplasm.